AUGUCCACAUCGAUUGACGAUCUUCGAGCUCAGAUUAAAAAAGCGGAAGAACUGAAGACAAAAUUGAUGGAAGAGCGAAGAAACGAGUUACAACAGAGCCUCAAGACCCUCAAAGAGUAUCUGAAGUUGUUAACUCAAGCAGAAAAAGUCUACGAAUUCGAUGAGGAAAAGAAAAUUUGGUUGGCAGAUAUCAAAGCGGAUGUCCAUUCGAAGCUCGAGAAGAGGUUGGUUACCCAACAAGAGCUUGUGGAAUGGUUUACAACUGCCAGAUAGUAAGUUUUUCUCUUGUCUUUAUCUGUUUUUAGCCAUGAAGAACACCCUUACACAGUGAAAGUAGACGGCUGUAGCAUUUGCUUGACCUCCACUCCCACCGAACCCAAGAUUUGUAUGUACUGUUUGAGUGUGAUUGGAUGUAAGGAAUGCGUCGACCAAUGGAAUGAGCACAAGAAAAGCAACGAUUAUCUCCCAUCUUGUCCCAAAUGUCGGAAUUAUUGGGCCCUAGAGCCGGCCGUCCUGGAUUACUGA
Bursaphelenchus xylophilus (pine wood nematode) is the source of this 525-nucleotide messenger RNA. Lineage: Eukaryota; Metazoa; Nematoda; Chromadorea; Rhabditida; Aphelenchoididae. The record is from the annotation of a GenBank genome assembly.